Messenger RNA from Pygocentrus nattereri (red-bellied piranha), 2728 nucleotides. RefSeq names its product solute carrier family 18 member 2 (gene slc18a2). The transcript has 15 exons. Gene Ontology annotation, cellular component: terminal bouton; synaptic vesicle membrane. Gene Ontology annotation, biological process: transmembrane transport; xenobiotic transport; aminergic neurotransmitter loading into synaptic vesicle. Gene Ontology annotation, molecular function: serotonin:sodium:chloride symporter activity; xenobiotic transmembrane transporter activity. The record is from RefSeq and is a predicted model, not a curated record. Bases 1 to 1551 code for a protein of 516 amino acids. NCBI's taxonomy places the organism in Eukaryota, Metazoa, Chordata, Actinopteri, Characiformes, Serrasalmidae.
AUGGGAUUAUUUGACGCCUUCCGAGAUGUGGGUGUGCUGGCGUGGCUGAGAGAGGGCCGGCAGUCCCGCAGACUCAUCCUGCUCAUCGUCUUCAUCGCCCUCCUGCUGGACAACAUGCUGCUGACGGUGGUGGUGCCUAUCAUCCCCAGCUACCUGUACACAGUGGACGACGAGGCGGCUGCUGCGGUGAGGAAUCACUCCAUCUCCUCUAACUCUCCCUCUGGCACCUUCCAGACCAUCGUGUCUUUGUAUGAUAACUCCACACGCCUCACCAACCUCAGCCCUCAGGUUGGUACCCCUACUGUGACCCCUGCGCUGACCCCAACCCCCACUCCGACCCCCAAUACCUCCAACUGUCGCAAAGCAGAUGAUCAGCUCUUGAAUGAGAACGUGAAGGUGGGGCUCCUGUUCGCCUCAAAAGCCACUGUCCAGCUCAUCACCAACCCCUUCAUAGGACCCCUCACCAACAGAAUAGGCUACCAGAUCCCCAUGUUCGCUGGGUUCUGCAUCAUGUUCCUCUCCACCAUCAUGUUUGCUUUCUCCUCGAGUUAUGCGCUGCUGUUUGUGGCUCGAUCACUGCAGGGCGUUGGAUCUUCCUGCUCUUCUGUAGCAGGUAUGGGGAUGCUGGCGAGUGUGUAUACAGAUGAUGAGGAGAGAGGAAAUGCUAUUGGCAUUGCGCUGGGAGGACUUGCUAUGGGAGUACUGGUGGGUCCUCCAUUUGGCAGUGUAAUGUACGAGUUCGUGGGGAAAGCAGCUCCAUUCCUCAUCCUGGCUGUUCUAGCAGUGCUGGAUGGAGCUCUGCAGCUAUUUGUACUUCAGCCUUCAAAAGUUGAGCCAGAGAGCCAAAAGGGAACUUCGCUGAUCACCCUCAUGAAAGAUCCAUACAUCCUUAUUGCAGCAGGCUCUAUUUGUUUCGCUAACAUGGCGAUCGCGAUGCUGGAGCCCGCUCUGCCCAUCUGGAUGAUGGAAACUAUGUGUGCCAGAAAAUGGCAGCUAGGUGUUGCCUUUCUGCCUGCGAGUAUCUCCUACCUGAUUGGGACGAACAUCUUUGCAGUCCUAGCCAAUAAAAUGGGGAGGUGGCUGUGUUCUCUGAUAGGGAUGCUGCUGGUUGGUGUCAGCAUCCUCUGUGUGCCUUUCGCUAAGGACAUCUACGGACUCAUACUGCCAAACUUUGGAGUCGGUUUUGCGAUUGGCAUGGUGGACUCCUCUAUGAUGCCAAUCAUGGGGUACCUGGUGGAUCUGAGGCACGUUUCUGUGUAUGGAAGUGUGUACGCCAUCGCUGAUGUGGCCUUCUGCAUGGGCUUUGCUUUUGGUCCCUCAGCUGGUGGUGCUAUAGCACGCAGCAUUGGGUUCCCCUGGCUAAUGACCAUCAUCGGCGUGGUGGACAUCCUAUUUGCACCGCUCUGCUUCUUCCUCCGCAACCCGCCUGCUAACGAGGAGAAAAUGGCCAUCCUGAUGGACUCUAACUGUUCUAUGAGAACGCGCUCCUACUCCACCCAGGGGUCCAGUUAUCAGAUGGGAGACGAUAUGGACCCAGACAGUCCGGAGUAAUUAAGCCCUGCCCCCUCCCUCUCUCUUUCUGACCACCCCCCCCACGGCCCCCGGCCAUGUAUGUGCCCUUCUAGAUUCUAUUUUGUUGUAAUAAAGAGGAGGUGUGGGGGGAAUAGAGACUUUAUCAGAAUAUCAGAACCACGUGGCCGAUUUUGUGAGAAAUGUCCCCAGUGUUUGUCCGGCGCCGCUCCGUGACGUUUAGCAUUCGUCCGUUCUGCUGAAACCAAAGCCGUUCUCAUUGUCCUUUAAACACGUCCAACCAACAGCCUUACCUGUUCACACAGUGCUGGGCCAGGCUUCGGAAACAGGGUCUUCAAAUACCUUUAAAGCCACAAGUAGGGAUACACUAGUAGCCUGUUCAUGAAGUAAUGUUCUUCUUUAUUUGAGGGUCCCAUUUUGAAGAGGAAGAUUUCAACCACUACCGCUUGUAACUCAGUUCCAAGUCGCAAGGUGACACUUAAAAACAAGGGGCAGCAAUUAUGAAGCAUUUUUACAGGUGCAUUUGUCCUUAAAUAUUCACAUCAUGUAAAAAUGGAAUUACAAGUUUUUUUUUCAUGGCAGCGACAAUACGUUCUACAGCUAUUCCACUCCAUUACGGCAGAAAUCUACUGCGGGGAAUAAUUUUUUUACAUUGUUUAAACAAUUUACAUAUUAUAAAUAUAAUCAACAGCCUUAUUUGUCAGAAAUCCCUGAUUGUGGCUUUAAAAUGUGAUCAUGAGGGUUAACUGCACUCCUUCAGCAUUACGAUAUUAAGGUUUAAGCUUUGAAACUUGUAUCAGUGCAAACAUUUUCCAAAGAUAUCGGUCAAAGUGAACAAUCAGACCUGAAGAAAUUAUUCAGAAAGCUUCAAAAGGAGUCGAAUUCAGUGCUGUGUGAUUAAAUGUAAUUUUUCAGUGUGUUAAAAUUGAGACUACAGUCGCUCGGUUGUUCUCUUUGAUAUUGAUGGCUGUUAUUCACAAACUAUCUUGAAAAGAAACCCAGUUAACAAAGUCUGUCUUUACAUGUGAGCUUGUUUAUCUUGAGACGGCUAAAACGAACCACAGUUUACCUUGAAAUGGCCUUAAAGUGUUUCCUUUAUAUUGUCAGAGGUGACUGUUCUACAAAGACCGCAUGGAGCAACAUGCCAGCUUUCAUGUUCUGUCAAAAAACGUCAUAAGCAUAAACAGAGUAGAUGGUA